Messenger RNA from Eublepharis macularius, 2949 nucleotides. It is a transcript of the gene SUSD2, whose product is annotated as sushi domain containing 2. Bases 483 to 2546 code for a protein of 687 amino acids. NCBI's taxonomy places the organism in Eukaryota, Metazoa, Chordata, Lepidosauria, Squamata, Eublepharidae. The record is from RefSeq and is a predicted model, not a curated record. The transcript is spliced from 14 exons.
AAGCAUGGAAGACAAGAUGCACACUGGAAAACAUUGUAAAAUAAUUCCCACACCGAACAGGCUGCCUAUUCGAACCAUCCCACAGAGUAGGAACAGAUGCAACACACUUCAGGGCUUUCCACUUCCAGUCCGUGCCAGUGGUCCAGAAGGAUACCAGAUCAUCGUGGUAGUAAAAGCCCCCGAGAGAUCUAGGAGCCCAACGUUCUUGCUCAAAUCAGUGUGGGAGAUCUCUUACCAACUGUUCGUGUCGAGCAACAUGUGAGUCCUUGGGAAUCUGCUGCCCUGAUUAUUGGGCGUUCUGCUUGAAUAUCUCUCCUUAUUCAGGAACUCUCCUGGGAGGAAAAGAUUUUACCAUUUUAAAUGUGACCUUUGACAGCUCUUCUGAUAUAAAGUGCAGGUUUGUGCAGGAAAUUGUAACCAGUGGCUAUGUCGCUGAAGAUGGACGUGCUCACUGCAUCUCUCCUUUGCUCUACCAAACAGGCAUGAUUAGCCUGGAGAUUUCUCGUGAUGGCGGGCAAACAUAUCCUCAUUCAAGUGUUUGGUUCUCAGAUCAUCACAGCAAAGUUGCACCUUCGGAAAAAAGCACCCUGGUGAAUGAAACUCAGUGGCAAUACUAUGGCACUCCUGGGACUGGUGGGGAGCUGACGGUGACCUGGAACGAUCAGACGCUGCAAGCCAGCCAUGUCAACAUAGAACUCUGGGGAUAUCAGGAAACUGGCCAGCCGUACUCUGAAAACUGGGCUGCUGAAUGGAAGUAUCUGUACACUCUGAAAGAAAACGCUUCUAACACAGGAAUCUUUACUUUCCUGCCUGCCCCUUCUGCUGCCUACAGUGCCUGGGAACUGGGGGCCCUGAGAAUCACUUCCAGCGGCUCUUUGGAGGGGCAGAGCAAUGUGGCCGCCAUCUGGAGCUCGGAGCAUGCCUUGGCUUGGCACCUGGAAGAGGCCUUUAGGGAAGACUCAGCUGCGUGGGCAGCAGCCAAGUGCCACGCGUGGGAUGCCAAAGAGAUGGGCCUGCCCAGUUUCCUGACAGAGAUUAUUGACUGCCCCUGCACUUUGGCCCAGGCCAGGGCAGACACGGGUCGAUUUCAUACAGAUUACGGCUGUGAUAUAGAGAAGGGAAGUGUGUGCACUUACCACCCGGGAGCUGUGCACUGCGUAAGAGGCAUUCAGGCCAGCCCACGUUACGCUGCUGGGCAGCAAUGCUGCUAUGACGCCACAGGAGUGCAGGUCCUCACCGGAGACUCCACUGGAGGAAGCACGCCUGAUCGCGGGCAUGACUGGGGGUCUCCUCCUUACAACAAGCCCCCCCGCAUCCCUGGCUUUUCCCACUGGCUCUAUGACGUCCUCAGCUUCUACUACUGUUGCUUAUGGUCUGGGAACUGUUCUUACUACUUCAAGCACCGUCCUUCAAGUGGCUGCAAGCGCUACCGACCCCCUAGAGCGGCUUCCGCUUUUGGAGAUCCUCACUUCAUCACAUUCGACGGGACACAUUUCACAUUCAAAGGCCUUGGUGAAUACACAGUGUUGGAAUCCCACCUAACUUCCCUGAGAGUGCAAGGGAGAACUCGCCAAGCAUUACUGAAUGGAACUGAGGCCAAGGUGACAGGCUUCGCUGCUAUUGCAAUGCAGGAGAAUAACUCAGAUGUGGUCGAGAUGCGCAUUCCUGAGCAUUCCAACACGUUGGAGGUGCUCUUGAAUCACAGGGCCGUCAACUUCUCUGAGCAAACAUGGAUGGACUUGAAAGGUCUCUUUCUGUACGCUGUACCUGGGCUGAGUGCGACUGUGAUGUUCUCCUCCGGAGCUGGAGUAGAAGUGAGAGGAAGUGGGACGUUGCUGGGCGUGACUGUUCUGCUGCCUGGGCAGUUUCUGGGCCACACGCAGGGCCUCUUUGGAGUCAUGAAUAACAAUCCAGAGGACGAUUUUACCCUUCGCAAUGGAACGAUUCUUCCUAGCAACAGCAGCAGCAGCAGCAGCAGCACCUCGGAACAGCUGUUCGCAUUUGGAGCAGAUUGGGCUGUUAGAAACUCAACAUCGCUUUUGACAUACGACACGCCACACUUACUGCACAGCUUCUUCUAUGGACCAAAGCACAACACCUCCUUUGUGCCAGUGUUUUCUCCCUCCGAGGACCCCGCCGACCCCCUGCAAAAGGAGAUGGCUUUGCUCUGCCAGACGGACCCUUUCUGCAGGUUUGAUGUCAUGACCACCAGGGAUCUUGCGGUGGGGAACAGCACUAAAUGGUCGCAUCAGAAUUACAAGCGUCUCAAGGAGAAUUUGCAGCCAGUGGUUUCUUGUGACUGGCUGGCACUCCCCACAAAUGGUAGGAAAGACAGCACCAACUACUUAGCAGGCUCAGUCGUCCGCUUCUGUUGCAAUCCCGGAUACACCCUUGCAGGAUCCGCAGAGAGGACGUGCCAGAGCAACGGGGAGUGGUCCGGAGACGCAACCACUUGCUUCCCAAGUGCAGGAACCAAGCAACAGCCCCCCUUCGGCACCAUAUUUGGAAUCCUUGGCUUGGGGAGUCUUGCAGUCCUGGUAUUCUAGCCCAUUGUUUGCCUCUCCGUCAUAGUGGAAGGGAUCCCUUUGAGAAUUUGCUUUGACUGUCAAACCUCUGCUGCAGAAGGGGCAGCACAGAGGAACAUGCAGGCUGAACAUUUUGGUUCAUGUUUUUUGGCAAUUUGAUCAGGCUUAAACUGUGACCUCAGUUGACUGACUCAUGUCAGACAGUAAUAGCCUCACUGGUGCUAGGCUUGCUGGCCACUUGUGAUUGGAUCCCGUUGCCUCAGCUAGCUCUGGCCCGUGCUGUCUCCGCCUGCUACUUUUGGAAUGUGUCCGUUCAUUCACCUGUGAAAUCUCUGCCACCCUCUGCAGUUUCCAUUUCAUUCUUCUGAUGAAGGAGGCCCCAGUUUUGAGACUCAUGCUACAAUAAAACCGUUUGUCUACUAGA